AUGGAAAGCACAGAUUCCACAUCUUCUUCAGGCAAAAUACAAUCAAACACCCUCCAAGAAGAAAAAUCACACAGUUCUAUAUCCUUCCUAGGUGACAACAACGAAUAUGUCGUCAUAAAUGGCGCCAUGAUCCGUCGACACGUCCUUACCUGGCCCCAAGCAAAACAUGAAUAUGGAAAUUCCGCUGCUAUCGGAUUGGCAUCAUUCGGAUUAAGUACUUUCGUGCUUGGAUUUUAUCUUGCAGAAAUUGGUGGGGUUGAAGUUCCUAAUAUUGUCGUAUCUUUGGCAUUCAGUUAUGCCGGGAUAGUAGAGGCAUGUGCUGGUGUUUGGGAAUUGAUUAAUGGGGAUACGUUUACUUCAACCGUGUUUAUCAGUUUUGGUACGUUUUGGAUCUCAUUUGCGUCGAUAAAUAUCCCUACGUUUGGGAUUAUGGAUGCUUAUGCGGAUGAACCUGAACAAUUGGGGAAUGCAAUUGGGUUUUUCUUGUUAGGUUGGGGGAUUUUCUCCUGUAUGAUGACGCUACUUGUUAUGAAAACUACUUGGUCAUUGUUGACGUUGUUUGUGACUUUGGAUUGUACAUUUUUCCUUGUGGGUGCAUUUUAUUGUACUGGGAACCAUGGAUGUAAAAUUUCUGGAGGGAUUACGGCGAUUAUUAGUGGGAUUUGUGGAUGGUAUGCUUGUUAUUGUUCAAUUUGUGAUAAGAAGAAUACUUAUUUUAUUGCACCAUCACUUGCCAUUCCUGUAUUUACCAACCAGUCAAAUUAA
This is a messenger RNA of Hemisphaericaspora subhashii, 765 nucleotides long. Its product is annotated as acetate uptake transporter family protein. The record is from RefSeq and is a predicted model, not a curated record. Lineage: Eukaryota; Fungi; Ascomycota; Pichiomycetes; Serinales; Debaryomycetaceae. Gene Ontology annotation, molecular function: acetate transmembrane transporter activity. Gene Ontology annotation, cellular component: plasma membrane. The transcript has a single exon. The coding region runs from base 1 to 765 and encodes 254 amino acids.